Rotaria socialis is the source of this 495-nucleotide messenger RNA. The record is from the annotation of a GenBank genome assembly. Lineage: Eukaryota; Metazoa; Rotifera; Eurotatoria; Philodinida; Philodinidae.
AUGGGUUGUGGUGUACUAUUCACGCCCUAUACGCAACAAGAUAUUGACAACGAAAUAGCCGCUUUCACACCUCGUUUACCUGUAGCCGUACUUAUGAAUGGUGGUAUUAUUAAACUUCAAGGUGCCAAUGGAUUUUUCAAUCCGAAUUCUCUUCUCGAUCCGAGUUGGCUAAGAGGCAAAAUGACGCCGCAACAAUAUUACGAAGCAAUCGAUUAUAUUAAUAAAUGCACGGGCUACACUAGUAUUGGCAUGAAUAGGGGUUAUUCGCCAUCUGAAAUACCGAUGCGUCAACAAUUACGAGUUCAAGCAGGAAUGGCUGCAGUGGAAAAGGUCAAUGAAAAGAAUCCAUCAGUUCAUUUUACUUAUCAACAAACAGCCGAAAGCAUAGAAAUGGAUACAAGUUGGAGUACAGAUCCAGGUAUGCGCUAUAUUAACAGACGCCGUGCUCCCAUUGGUCAUUCCUCAGUGACUGAUCUUUAUAUUACUUUCAAUUGA